UUUGAUGUAUAUCUUCGUAUAACUAGCUUGCAUGAGGCAAAUGCCACAUGCUAGUCCUCGAAAUUAGUUGCCCAUCAUGGCGCAGGCAGCUUCAGGGACAGACGCGGCCCAGCGCAUUUUCCACGAACUGAAAUCCAAGAACGAAGAAACCCGCUCCCGCGCAUCAUACGAACUCCACGAUAAUGUCAUCGCUGUCUCUAGAGAGCUGCCACCGGAUAAGUUCAUCGAAUAUUACAAUGCGGUCUCUCAGCGUAUCGCCCAACUUGUUGUUACCGGAAAUGAUGCAAAUGAAAAAAUUGGCGGGCUUCUUGCUCUCGAUAGGUUGAUCGACUUUGAUGGCGUCGAUGCUGCUCAAAAGACCACCCGUUUCGCCAGCUACUUACGAAGUGCACUACGGAGCAACGAUAACGCAGUCUUAAUAUAUGCAGCGCGCUCACUCGGUCGUCUGGCCAAACCUGGUGGUGCUUUGACUGCGGAGUUAGUGGAAAGCGAAAUUCAGUCCGCAUUGGAAUGGCUACAGUCCGAAAGACAAGAAAAUAGGCGGUUCGCUGCGGUCCUAGUCAUCCGGGAGCUUGCAAAAGGUUCACCGACUCUUCUCUACGGCUUCGUCCCACAGAUAUUCGAGCUUAUAUGGGUGGCAUUGAGAGAUCCAAAAGUUCUCAUUCGUGAGACCUCUGCCGAAGCCGUUAGCGAGUGUUUUGAAAUAUUAGCAGCGAGGGACGUCCAGGUCCGUCAACAAUGGUUUGGUCGAAUUUACGAGGAGUCUUUACAGGGCCUGAGGUCCAGUAAUGUUGAUUGGAUUCAUGGCUCGCUUCUCACCUUGAAAGAACUCCUCCUGAAAGGUGCUAUGUUCAUGAAUGAGCAUUAUCGAAAUGCCUGUGAAAUAGUCCUACGCCUCAAAGACCACCGUGAUCCGAAGAUUCGAACACAGAUCGUCCUUACCAUCCCCAUUCUAGCUUCAUAUGCGCCUCUGGAGUUUACGAAUGUAUAUCUACAUAGAUUCAUGAUAUAUUUACAAGCACAAUUAAAGCGGGAUAAGGAGCGAAAUGCUGCUUUCAUUGCCAUCGGAAAAAUCGCGAAUGCCGUGGGUAAUUCUAUUGGGCAGUUUCUUGAUGGGAUUAUUGUGUAUAUCCGGGAAGGGUUAACAAUGAAAGCUCGUAACCGUGCAGCAGUCAAUGAAGGUCCAAUGUUUGAGUGCAUCAGCAUGUUAUCACUGGCUGUCGGACAAACGCUUAGCAAAUACAUGGAGGCCUUACUGGACCCAAUUUUCGCGUGCGGAUUAAGCGAAUCCCUUACGCAGGCCUUGGUAGAUAUGGCGCACUAUAUACCUCCAAUAAAGGCAACAAUUCAAGAAAAAUUACUUGACAUGCUAAGCAUAGUCCUUUCUGGCUCUCCAUUCCGGCCUCUUGGCUGCCCGGAAAACCGCCCACCUCCAAUGCCUUCAUUUGCGAAGGACUAUGGAGCUUUUCUGCAGGAGCCAACCGACAGUGAAAUUGCCCUUGCACUGCACACGCUUGGCAGCUUUGACUUCUCUGGGCAUAUUUUGAACGAAUUUGUUCGUGACGUUGCUAUUAAUUUCGUCCAUAGGGAUAAUCCGGAAAUCCGGAAAGCGUCUGCAUUAACGUGUUGUCAACUUUUUGUCCACGACCCUAUCAUUAAUCAGACUAGUAGUCACUCGAUCCAAGUUGUUAGUGAAGUCAUAGAUACUCUCCUCUCUGUUGGAGUGGGAGAUCCAGACCCCGAAAUUCGGCGAAUCGUCCUAGAGUCGUUAGAUCAGAAAUUCGACCGUCAUUUAGCCAAACCUGAAAAUGUUCGAUGCCUUUUCCUCGCAGUGAAUGACGAAGUAUUUUCGGUUCGGGAAGCUGCAAUCAGUAUUAUUGGACGUCUUUCUAGUGUUAAUCCGGCAUACGUUUUUCCGCCAUUAAGGAAAUUGUUGGUGAAUUUGUUGACUGGACUCAGCUUUGCUACCACAUCUCGCCAGAAGGAGGAAAGCGCGCAACUAAUCAGCUUGUUUGUUGCGAAUGCUACGAAACUCGUCCGAUCCUAUGUUGACCCCAUGGUGAAAGCUUUAUUUCCGAAAACAACUGAUCCAAAUGCUGGAGUUGCAUCGACAACUUUGAAAGCCAUUGGUGAACUUGCGACAGUCGGUGGUGAGGAUAUGAAGCAAUAUUUGCCGCAGCUCAUGCCAAUUAUCCUGGAAGCACUUCAAGAUUUAUCAUCCCAAUCUAAGCGAGAAGCAGCAUUACGAACACUAGGCCAACUUGCAAGUAAUGCUGGCUAUGUCAUCGAGCCUUAUAUUGAAUAUCCAAAUCUCCUCGCUGUCCUGAUUAACAUUAUAAAAACCGAACAAACUGGAUCUCUGAGAAAGGAGACUAUAAAGUUGCUUGGUAUCCUCGGCGCUUUGGAUCCAUACAAACACCAGCAAAUAAUUGAAUCCUCGCCCGAUAUCCAUCACGUAAAUGAAGUCCAAACGGUAUCGGAUGUUUCCCUUAUCAUGCAAGGUCUCACCCCCUCUAACGAUGAAUAUUAUCCCACUGUCGUUAUUAACACCCUCCUUCAAAAUAUCCUCAACGAAAGUUCUCUCUCCCAAUACCACUCUGCUGUUAUCGAUGCCAUUGUUACCAUAUUCAAAACCUUGGGGUUGAAAUGCGUGCCAUUCUUAGGGCAAAUUAUACCUUCUUUCCUCUCCGUUAUUCGAAGUACUCCCACCAGUCGGCUUGAAUCUUACUUCAACCAAUUAGCAAUCAUAGUGACCAUUGUCAGACAACACAUCCGAGCCUUUUUGCCAGAAAUCAUUGAGGUCAUCCGUGAAUUCUGGGAUUGCUCUUACCAAGUCCAAGCCACAAUAUUAUCUCUUGUCGAGGCAAUUGCAAAGUCCUUGGAAGGAGAGUUCAAGAAAUACUUGGCAGGCUUGAUCCCGCUUAUGCUCGACACCUUAGAGAAGGAUAAUACGCCAAGACGACAGCCAUCAGAAAGAAUUUUACACACCUUUUUGAUAUUUGGGCCGAGCGGGGAGGAGUAUAUGCAUCUAAUCGUUCCGGCCAUUGUUCGUUUAUUUGACAAAAACCAAGGUCCUCCGGGGAUUCGAAAAUCUGCUAUUGAGACCUUAGGAAAGCUUUCCCGACAGGUCAAUGUGUCCGAUUUCGCUUCUCUUAUGAUACAUCCACUGUCAAGGGUGAUUGCGGGUAGUGACCGUACCCUACGGCAAACCGCCCUGGAUUGUAUCUGCACGCUUAUAUUCCAGCUAGGGCAGGACUUCAACAACUACAUCCAGCUCAUGAACAAAAUUAUUCAAACCCAUCAAAUAAAUCAUCACAACUACCAAGUUCUUGUUUCAAAAUUACAGAAGGGGGAUCCACUUCCUCAAGAUCUAAACCCUGACGAGCACUAUGGAGCGCUUGGUGAUGAUGCUACGUUCGCCGAUGUCGGUCAAAAGAAAAUCCUAGUUAAUCAGCAACAUCUGAAGAAUGCAUGGGAUGCAUCUCAAAAAUCGACUCGGGAGGACUGGCAAGAAUGGAUUCGAAGAUUUAGUGUUGAGCUCCUGAAGGAGUCCCCAUCCCAUGCUCUUCGGGCUUGUGCUAGUUUAGCUGGAAUUUAUCAACCUCUUGCGAAGGAUCUUUUUAAUGCUGCAUUCGUUUCUUGCUGGACUGAACUUUAUGGCCAGUACCAAGAAGAACUUGUUCGCUCUAUAGACAUGGCGCUUACAUCCCAGAAUAUUCCCCCCGAAAUCCUACAGAUCCUUCUUAAUCUUGCAGAAUUCAUGGAACAUGACGACAAGGCAUUGCAUAUCGACAUCCGAACCCUCGGCAAGUAUGCCGGAAAAUGCCACGCCUUCGCCAAAGCUCUUCAUUAUAAGGAAUUGGAAUUCGAACAGGAUCAAAAUUCAGGCGCAGUUGAGGCAUUAAUCAGCAUUAAUAAUCAACUUCAACAAUCAGAUGCUGCGAUUGGUAUUCUUCGUAAAGCUCAGGCGUACAGAGAUGUUGAGCUCAAGGAAACGUGGUUCGUCAAGCUACAACGUUGGGAGGAGGCGCUGGCUGCGUAUAAGAGGCGAGAGCUUAUCGAUCCAGAUUCAUUCGAUGUUACAAUGGGAAAGAUGCGUUGUCUGCAUGCACUCGGUGAAUGGAAAAUGCUUUCUGAUCUCGCUCAGGAAAAGUGGAACCAAGCCUCCAAUGAACAUCGAAAGGCCAUGGCGCCUCUUGCUGCGGGCGCGGCCUGGGGCCGUGGCCAAUGGGAGCUUAUGGACUCAUAUAUCGGAGUAAUGAAAGAACAAACUCCUGACCGGUCAUUUUUUGGUGCGAUUCUGGCUAUACAUCGCAACCAAUUCGAUGAAGCGGCGAUGUUCAUUGAAAAAGCACGAAAUGGCCUGGAUACUGAACUUUCGGCAUUGCUGGGAGAGUCUUAUAACCGUGCUUAUAACGUCGUUGUUCGUGUUCAAAUGCUUGCAGAACUCGAAGAAAUAAUCACAUAUAAGCAGAACGCUGGUGAUCCUGAGAAACAGGAGGCAAUGAAAGAAACAUGGAAUAAACGACUCCUUGGUUGCCAGCAAAACGUCGAGGUAUGGCAACGCAUGCUCAAAGUAAGAGCCUUAGUCGUAUGUCCUCGUGAGAAUUUGGAUAUGUGGAUCAAAUUUGCGAAUUUAUGCCGCAAGUCAAAUCGCAUGGGUCUGGCAGACCGUUCUCUAAGCGCCUUAGAAAGUGGUGAGGGAUCAGACCAACCGACACCACCAGAGGUUAUAUACGCUCGACUCAAGUAUGACUGGACUGCUGGACGCCAAAAAGAGGCACUGCAGAUGUUACGGGAAUUCACUGUUGGGUUGACUGAAGAAUUCUCGCGAUAUAGCUCUGUUCUCAUCGCUCAUGGUGAGCAUGCUUCUUCAGACAGGCCCGGCCUUGUCAAUGGCAUUACCGACCAUCCUGACCUGGCCACUGCACGUCAACAUAUCGGUGAAAUGGGUAAAUUUCGACGACUACUGGCAAAAAGCUAUUUGAAGCAAGGUGAAUGGCAAACAGCACUUCAAAAAGGAGAUUGGACUUCAGAAGGAGUACGAGAUGUCUUGAAUUCGUAUUCAGCAGCUACACAAUAUAAUCUUGACUCCUACAAAGCAUGGCACGCCUGGGCAUUGACAAAUUUUGAGGUUGUAAACGCAUUGAGCGCUCAAACAAAUCGGGAAACCUUCGUUCCCCAUCACAUUGUUCUUGAACACGUCAUUCCUGCUAUUCGAGGGUUUUUCCGCUCUAUUUCCUUGUCGUCGACAAGUUCACUGCAAGACACUUUGAGGCUUCUUACCCUUUGGUUCAACCAUGGUGGCGAUGCUGAAGUAAGCGGUGUGGUCACUGAAGGAUUCUCUUCAGUUAGCGUCGAUACAUGGCUAGAGGUCACACCUCAGCUCAUCGCGCGUAUCAAUCAGCCGAAUGCACGGGUAAGGGGAUCUGUCCAUAGAUUGCUUGCGGAAGUUGGAAAAGCCCACCCACAGGCCCUGGUUUAUCCUCUGACUGUAGCAACGAAAUCUAACGUUGUGAGACGGUCUCAAUCUGCUACGCAUAUUAUGGAUAGUAUGAGGCAACAUAGCCCCAGGCUUGUUGAACAAGCGGAAAUUGUCAGUCACGAGCUGAUUCGUGUCGCUGUCUUAUGGCACGAGCUUUGGCAUGAAGGUUUAGAGGAAGCUUCUCGAUUGUACUUUGGAGAUCAUAAUGUCGAAGGGAUGUUUGCGACAUUGGCGCCUUUACAUGAUAUGCUUGAUAAGGGUGCCGAAACGCUUAGGGAAGUUUCCUUUGCUCAGGCAUUUGGCCGCGACCUUGCAGAGGCCAAGCAUUUUUGCAUUCUUUACCGCGAAUCAGGAGUUAUAGGUGAUCUCAACCAGGCCUGGGAUCUAUACUACACUGUCUUCCGGAAAAUUGCUCGUCAGCUCCCUCAGCUGUCUACUCUAGACCUGAAAUACGUCUCCCCUAAACUUAAGGACGCCGUUGACCUUGAGUUGGCUGUUCCUGGCACGUACCAGAGCGGUAAGCCUGUGAUUAGAAUCAUGAGCUUCGAUCCAGUGUCCACCGUGAUGCAGACCAAGAAACGACCCCGCAAAAUGACAUUGAAAGGUAGCGACGGAAAUUCAUACAUGUACGUCCUUAAGGGCCACGAGGACAUCCGGCAAGAUGAGCGUGUCAUGCAACUUUUCGGACUUGUAAAUACCCUCCUUGAUCAUGACAGUGAAAGCUUCAAGCGCCAUCUCACAAUUCAACGCUUCCCCGCUAUUCCACUAUCGCAGAACUCUGGCUUAAUUGGGUGGGUUUGCAACACUGACACAUUGCACGCUCUGAUCAAAGAAUACCGUGAAAGCCGACGGAUUCUAGUUAAUAUAGAGCAUCGUAUUAUGCUACAAAUGGCCCCAGAUUAUGACAACUUGACGCUUAUGCAAAAGGUUGAAGUAUUUGGAUAUGCCAUGGACAACACGACCGGGAAAGAUCUAUACCGAGUCCUUUGGCUCAAAAGCAAGAGUUCUGAAUCUUGGCUGGAGAGACGAACGAACUAUACCAGGUCUCUUGGAGUUAUGUCCAUGGUUGGAUAUAUUCUCGGCUUGGGCGACCGUCACCCGUCAAAUCUUUUACUCGAUCGCAUUACCGGCAAAAUCGUGCAUAUUGAUUUCGGCGACUGCUUCGAAAUUGCAAUGCAUCGUGAAAAAUAUCCUGAGCGUGUCCCAUUCCGUCUUACCCGAAUGCUCACCUUUGCUAUGGAGGUUAGCAAUAUCGAGGGUAGUUAUCACAUCACCUGUGAGGCUGUAAUGCGAGUCAUCCGAGAAAACAAGGAGUCUUUGAUGGCCGUAUUGGAAGCGUUCAUCCACGAUCCCCUCAUAAACUGGCGCUUAGGCGCUCGGGAAUCACCAGCUCGACCAUCUUUCCCCAUGGACCGCCGCCAAGCCAUCGCCGACGAAAUAAGCGUCGAACAUCCUGUGCAACCCAGCAAUUUCUCCCGGCGACGCCCAUCGAUUCUUGAAGGAGGCAUCCUUGACGCGCAGCAGGGCGUGCCCAAUGAAGCACGGGAAGUGCAGAAUGCACGAGCUCUUCAGGUUCUUUCGCGAGUGAAGGAGAAGUUAACGGGACGUGAUUUCAAAUCGACAGAGGAGCUGAACGUUUCCGACCAGGUGGAUAAGUUGUUAGUCCAAGCUACGAGUGUGGAAAAUCUUUGCCAACAUUACAUUGGGUGGUGUAGCUUUUGGUGAUUUUGUCUUUUUUCUUAUUUCUCGUCUAUGCGGAUUAACGCACAAGGUACAUGCCUACGGGGUGCGGGCUACGUUUGCAGAAUUUUUUCUGUUCCCUCUCUGUUUUUUUAAAUUCCAUUAUCUGUUGUAACGCAGCAUGUUUGAAUGUUUGCAUUUUCUUUUUUUCUCAUAAAUUUGCUGUGAUCUAUCAUUUAUUUGCCUGAAUUCGACAUUUCAUCAAGUCGACUCCGACGGUUUAACUGUACUUAGCUUGACAAUGAUACCCCAUUUUCCAAGAUUG
Molecule: messenger RNA, 7490 nt
Organism: Histoplasma capsulatum G186AR
Lineage: Eukaryota; Fungi; Ascomycota; Eurotiomycetes; Onygenales; Ajellomycetaceae
Exons: 5
Coding region: 77-7210 (2377 amino acids)
Biological process (GO): negative regulation of macroautophagy; TOR signaling; protein phosphorylation
Cellular component (GO): nucleus; TORC2 complex; TORC1 complex
Molecular function (GO): protein-containing complex binding; protein serine/threonine kinase activity; protein binding
Source: RefSeq, a predicted model, not a curated record